Molecule: messenger RNA, 2830 nt
Organism: Culicoides brevitarsis
Lineage: Eukaryota; Metazoa; Arthropoda; Insecta; Diptera; Ceratopogonidae
Gene: Irk1
Product: G protein-activated inward rectifier potassium channel 3
Exons: 10
Coding region: 420-2171 (583 amino acids)
Biological process (GO): potassium ion import across plasma membrane; regulation of monoatomic ion transmembrane transport
Cellular component (GO): plasma membrane
Molecular function (GO): inward rectifier potassium channel activity
Source: RefSeq, a predicted model, not a curated record
UGUUAUGGCAUACAAGAGAAAAUUUUUUAAUCCAAUUAUAGUGAAAAGCUGGAAACAAACAGAUUAAGAACAAAACAUAAUUUUUCCUUUGAACGCCAAGAAAAAUAAAUAUACGCGAAAGUGACAUAACGCUUUCAAUGAACUAGAAGCAAAAAAAAAACUAGGACUGUUAAAAUUAAAAUGCUGCUUGACCGCACAUCGAUGACAAUUUUCAAUCAAAAGUAUUUUUAAACAGUUUGAAAAGUGAAAAUGCGUCCGAAUGUCUAACGAGCAACGCAUAAAGACAAAAUAAAUUACCACGACACGCGAAAAAAAAUUACAAUUACAGUGGAAUUGAAUUGCAGCAAGAAAGAAAAAAAGGAGAAAUAAAAUAAUAAAAAUAAAAGCAUUUAACGGAAAAAAGAAAAUAAAUAAAAAAAAUGUCAUCAUCAUUGCUGGAACCAGAGUCCCCGAGUGGCGAUUUAUCGUGGACCAAACUGCUGGAUGGCUCGGCGUCACCCGGCUCGAUAAUUGUCAAAAUCGACGGGAACCAAGAGCCGAAAGAAGUUGCACAAACACCCGAUCCAGACCUCAAUAAUCGUCGACGCGAAUCAAUUUUGGGUACAUUCCACCGGCAACUCCGGAUGUCACUGAAGGCAGUAAGCGAGUCUCCGGGACCAUUAACGAGAUAUAGACAGACACGUUUCUCGUCGCGGCGCGUGAGGAAACGCGUUAUUUUCAAGUCGGGCGACUGUAAUGUUGUGCAGGGAAAUGUAGCUAAAAGACGAAGGAGAUAUUUACAGGAUAUUUUUACCACAUUAGUUGAUAUUAAAUGGCGAUGGACCAUUUUCGUGUUUGCGCUGAAUUUUAUUCUAUCAUGGAUGAUAUUUGCUGUGUUAUGGUAUCUAAUUGCAUGGUCACACAAUGAUUUUGAGUGGAUACACACGAGACGGGAUGAAGAACUGAAACAGAGUAACUCGGGAAAUUAUACGGGCGAAAAAUUUGUGCCAUGUGUGACAGAAUUGUACGGAUUUACAUCGACUUUUCUCUUUUCGCUGGAGUCACAACACACUAUAGGAUAUGGACAUCGAUACGUUACAGAAGAAUGUCCCGAAGCUGUAUUUUUAUUGUGUUUACAAAGCAUCACCGGCGUAUUUACUCAAGCAUUUAUGGUGGGCAUCGUAUUUGCAAAGUUAUCGCGACCAAAGAAACGGGCACAAACGCUGUUGUUUUCACGCAACGCCGUGAUAUGCCAUCGAGACGGGGUUCCAUGUUUGAUGUUCCGAGUGGGUGACAUGCGAAAAAGUCACAUCAUUGAGGCACAUGUACGAGCACAAAUUAUCAGAAGAAAGGUCACGCGCGAAGGCGAGGUGCUCGGUUUCUAUCAGCAGGAACUACAAGUUGGCGCCGACGGUAGCGACGAUCGUCUCAUGUUUAUCUGGCCAACGACAAUUGUGCACAAAAUUGACAAAGAAAGCCCAUUGUACGCGUUAUCUGCGCAAGACAUGAUAAAGGAACGCUUUGAAAUUGUCGUAAUGCUAGAGGGUGUCGUUGAGUCAACAGGUAUGACGACGCAGGCACGCAGCAGUUAUUUGCCAUCGGAAGUGCUGUGGGGCCACCGUUUCGAGUCAAUGAUCUCAUUCAAGAAGGAAACGGGCGAAUAUGAAGUGGACUAUACCCUGUUCAACAACACGUACGAAGUGGAUACGCCGCUUUGCAGUGCCCGGCAACUCGAUGAAGUGAAAGCUGAGCUUCAAACACCGGGACUUGAUCGUCUUUACUCAAGUCACCAUCUAAUACCGCGUGCCAAUUCGGCCGUGUCUCUCGAGACGCCAAGCAGCGAAACGGCCUCCGUCGACUCCACGAAUCGGCGUCACAACUCGAUCCCGAAUGGACAUCUCCUCGGUGCCGAUAACCACCAUUUCACAGAUUGCAUCGGCAGUGGCACGAUAACGAACUUGUACAGCAUGGACAAGUCGCCACACAAAGAUAUCACGACAAUUACCAUAAGUAACUGCUGCAACAACAACAACAACAACAGCAGUGCGACGAACAAUAAUGUCGAUAAUGUGAGUAGUAGUAACAAUAAUUUGAGUACGACGGGCACGACCACGACGACGUCGACGAGUACCGCGAGGAAAAAUAAUAGUCGAAGACUGUCAAUCAAGGAGCCAAGCGAUUCGAUGUGCUGAUAUUUGUACAUGUAAUGGCCGAGGACAGAUGUAAGACAUCGUUGGCGUCAAAAACACAAUUAAUAGUCUUCAGCAACCGAUAGAAAAGGAUUAGAAGGAAUUAAGAAAAUUAAUGAGAAGAAAAAAAAACUUGAUUGCUUCGGGAAAGGAAUCAAAAGUCGACGUUCGAUCAAAACAACAUGUUGAUUUUCUGUUCAAAAAAAAAUCGCAUCUAAUGGAAUGUCCAAUUAAGGAAUUUAUUUUUAAAGAAAUUGUAAAUAUUAUUAAAGCUUGAUGGUGAAAAUCCAAAGCUUAACAAAAAAAAUGCUGAGAUUUAUUUAGAUAAAAAAAAGUGAGCUCAAAAAAUCUUUCGUGCAUAUUUAUAAAUAAAUUAAUAACACUCAUCACUGUCUUCUGUCAGUAUAAGUGAAAGAAAAAAAAAACAUUAAAAAUUAAGCACAAGUAAUUUUUUUAUUAUUGAAACAAGAACAAUAUUGUAUUAUUAUUUUAUUAAUUGAAGAGGACUUUUUUAGUCGAAUUUUCAUCGAAUACUUGUUUAAGAAUGAACUUUUACGUUUAUUAUUUUAUUUUAUUUUUUUUUAUUAGAAUAAGUCAUUAUUAUAUUUAGUUAGCUAAAUUUUACUGAAAGGCAAUGUUCUAAGAAGGUGUUAAUAUAUUAA